AUGUUGACAUUCAUCGAUGCCAAACGGGUGAAACGUGACAUUUCCGAUGAGGAGAUCAGGCAACUUAUUGAGCAGUUGGACGCUGACGAGAAGAGGCGGUUUCAAGAAGGGACACAGGAUAGUGAAGAAGACAUAGUCGGCUCAGAUGUUGAGGAUGAAGAAGAAGUCGUGGAAGUAAAUGAGCGUGACAGCAGUUCAGAGGUCUCUGAAGAAGAAGCAGGUAAAAUGGAAAUUGAUGAUACUGCGAGCCUGAACCUCACUGUUGCAGGGCCGGCGCCGAACGCCUACGGGCUGCCGCCGCUGGUGGGCUACGACAACCAUGACGUCACCAAACAUCGGAUGCCGGCAUACACCAUGCGGAAGGCGCUGAAGAGGGCGGUGUGGCGCCUGGGCCCAGGGCCGAAGUACGCCUUCCAGAGGAACCUCACACGCUACGGGCCCAACGGCACGCCGCAGUACUCCAUGGCCAAAAAGAUACGCCCACUGCCGCGCCUCAACGUACCGGGCCCCCCCGCCUACUUGACGGAGGAGGUGCCGCCGAUGCGGACAGACCGCGCGCCGGCCUACAGCCUGGGCGACCGCACCAAGCUGCGCAGCGAGGACUUCAACCCGGCGCCCAACAUUUACGUCAUGCCCGAAUACCUGGGGCCCAGCCAGCCAAUCAAGACGUCGGCACCCGCCUACACAAUAUUAACAACCCAGUGGUUCAAGUUGCCAUGAGUUCGUGUUAACAGUGCUGACACAUCUUGCAAUGUGUGUGGAGAAGUGACAUUUGCAUCACAAAUACAGCAAAUAACUAUAUUGAUUAAAAAAAAGCUUACAGUUGUUGUUUUGGGUGUAAAGUAGGUGAUCAGGAAGUAUGGGAAUAUUUUAAGACAGUCUUUUUACAGUGCUUAGGGAACAAACGAGCAAUAAAUUGCAAGGAGAUUGUAGAUAACAUGUCAUCUUAUGAAAAAACUUGGUUGCAACAUGUCACUGAAAAUGUAUUUCUUACAUAGUCAUCUUGACUUCUUCCCAAAGAUUGUGGUGCAGUAAGUAAUGAACAUGGGGAGCGAUUUCAUAAAGAUAUUGCCACAUUUGAGAAGAGGUAUGCCAGAAAGAGGAGCCCCAAUAUUUUAGUGGAUGACUGCACGAUUGUCAUAAGUGAUGUUCCCGAGUAUGUGUAUAAACGUCAAGCCAGGCAAAAACGGUCAUCUUCUGAA
This is a messenger RNA of Schistocerca serialis cubense, 1202 nucleotides long. Its product is annotated as outer dense fiber protein 3-like protein 1. NCBI's taxonomy places the organism in Eukaryota, Metazoa, Arthropoda, Insecta, Orthoptera, Acrididae. The coding region runs from base 1 to 720 and encodes 239 amino acids. The record is from RefSeq and is a predicted model, not a curated record. The transcript has 5 exons.